AUGUUUUUUCUCUUGUUUUGUCUCAUCUUCCUCCUGAAGUCUGUGCUUAUAUCAACGGAGCUGAAUCCCUAUAACUGUUCCAAGUACUGGAAGCCCAGCACCUACAGGGAAGCAGACGUAAUUCUAGGUGCAUUUAUCCCCAUGUACAUCACAAUGGAACUGACCCAAAAGAUCAGUAUACGUUUCAACAGAAAUCCAUAUGUGCUAUGGGAAAUCUUUAUGUUCAGAUGGAAAAACUAUCAAUAUAUGCUGACCUUAUACUUUGCCAUUGAGGAGAUCAAUAAGGACUCACACCUGCUCCCCAAUGUGACCUUGGGUUUCCACAUCUACAAUGCUUUUCUUUCUAACCUAAAAACCUUGGAGGGUCCUCUGAUGUGGCUGUCUGGAAGGAGUGAGUAUAUCUGUAACUACAAAUGCAAAACUCAACACAAAGCUCUAGGAGUUCUUUCAGGAACCAUGCCUGAAUUUUCUGCUGCAAUUGGAACACUUUUGGAACUCUACAAAGUCCCACAAGUCACAUAUGGACCUUUUGAUACUGUGCUAAGUGACAAAGGUACAUUCCCAUCCCUUUAUCAGAUGUCUCCUAAAGACAGAGCUGUAACCCAAACUGUCAUCUCUUUACUGCUACACUUUGGCUGGAAGUGGGUGGGGCUUUUUGUGGCUGAUGAUCUGAAAGGAAAAGCGUUCCUUUCUCAGCUUAAAGCUGAGAUGACUUCAGAAGAUAUCUGUGUGGCUUUUACACAAAUAAUCCCAGUUAAUUGGAACUCUGGGGAAAAACAUAGAGCUGGUAUUGUGAACUUGAACCAAUACACAGAAGUAAAUGUAGAGGUAUUCUAUGGUGAUGUAGAUGACCUCCUUGUUUUCUGCCUUCAAAAUAAUGUAUUUUUAAAAGGAAAGAAAGUGUGGAUCAUGGCAAAGCAACACUUUACAUAUUUAGAGACUAUAUUCAAUGAAAAGAAUGAUUGGAUAAACAUUUUCAGAGGAAGCUUCUCAUUUUCAAAGAAGAGAAUGAUCCCUGGCUUCAAGAACUUUCUUGAGGCUCUUAUUCCAUCCCAGUACCCAGGAGAUUUAUAUUUCUAUAAAUUCUGGGUUGACAAUUUUUAUUGUUCUCCUCCUGAUUUGCUAUGUGGAAAUCCUAUACCCUGUCCAUCAAACAUUUCUCUAAAGCGUAAGCAAGAAAACCAUGAUGUGAUGACUAUUUCUGAGCCCAGCUAUUCCAUAUGGAAUGCAGUGUAUGCAGUGGCCCAUGCCCUCCAUAACAUGCUGUUGUACAAAACAGAACUGGGAUCUCAUGAAGACAUAAGCAACAGCCAGCUUCUACCAUGGCAGCUGCACCACUUUCUGAGGACAAUCCAAGUUACAAACGCUGCUGGAGAUGAAAUAAGCUUUGAUAAGAAUAAUAAUAUUAUGGAAAAAUAUGAUAUACAGAACUUUAUGGAAUAUACUAAUUACACCUCAUUACUAGUUAAAGUAGGAGAGUUUGUCUCUAAGAGUCCACAAGAUCAAGGCUUUUUUAUCAAUGAAGUUCUGAUUAAAUGGCCAAGCAACUUCAAUCAGACUCCUCAAUCUGUAUGUACACAGAGCUGUGGUCCAGGAUUCUGGAAAGUUCUACAAGAAGGAAGACCUGUCUGCUGUUUUUCUUGUGGAUUUUGUCCAGAGGGGCACAUUUCCAACCAGACAGAUCUUCAGAAAUGCAUCCCUUGCCAAAGACAAGAGUACCCAAACCCUGAGAGAAACCACUGCCUGCCCAAAUCAGUGACCUUCCUGUCCUUCGAGGAUCCUCUGGGCAUGGCUCUGGCCUGCAUAGCUCUGGGCUUCUGUGUCAUCACAGCUAUAGUGUUGGGGAUCUUUCUCAAGCACCAAGACUCACCCAUUGUUAAGGCCAAUAACAGAACUCUCAGCUACAUUCUGCUCAUCUCCAUCCUCCUUUGCUUCCUCUGUCCCUUUCUCUUCCUUGGCCGCCCAAACACAGCCGCAUGUAUACUGCAACAAAUUGCAUUUUCACUUGUGUUCACACUGGCUCUUUCCACUGUUUUGGCCAAAACUAUAACUGUAAUUAUGGCUUUUAGGGUCAUGAAACCAGGAAGGACAAUGAGAAGGUUGUUUGUCUCAGGCAUCUAUAACUCUGUCAUCCCCAUCUGUCUCCUGAUCCAAUUUAUGCUCUGUGGAGUCUGGCUGGGAACUUCACCUCCCUAUAUCGACACAGAUGCACACUCUGAACAUGCUCAUGUCAUCCUUUUAUGCAACAAGGGCUCAGUUACUGCUUUCUACUGUGUGCUAGCAUACUUAGGGACCCUGGCCUUAGGGAGUUACACUGUGGCUUUCCUGGUGAGGAAUCUCCCUGACACUUUCAAUGAAGCCAAGUUCCUGACAUUCAGCAUGCUGCUGUUCAUGAGUGUUUGGGUCACCUUCCUCCCUGUCUACCACAGCACCAAGGGCAAAGCCAUGGUGGCUGUGGAGGUCUUUUCCAUCUUGUCUUCCAGUGCAGGUCUGCUAGGGUGCAUCUUUUUCCCAAAGUGCUACAUUAUUCUCCUAAGACCCGAUAAGAACUCUUUGAGAUGCUUUAAAAACAAGAGACAUCAUAUAAAAAAUUAUCAUUUUGAUGAGUUAAUUUAG
Acomys russatus (golden spiny mouse) is the source of this 2616-nucleotide messenger RNA. Its product is annotated as vomeronasal type-2 receptor 116-like. The transcript is spliced from 6 exons. Gene Ontology annotation, molecular function: G protein-coupled receptor activity. The record is from RefSeq and is a predicted model, not a curated record. NCBI's taxonomy places the organism in Eukaryota, Metazoa, Chordata, Mammalia, Rodentia, Muridae. Gene Ontology annotation, cellular component: membrane. Bases 1 to 2616 code for a protein of 871 amino acids. Gene Ontology annotation, biological process: G protein-coupled receptor signaling pathway.